Molecule: messenger RNA, 3374 nt
Organism: Lolium perenne
Lineage: Eukaryota; Viridiplantae; Streptophyta; Magnoliopsida; Poales; Poaceae
Product: disease resistance protein Pik-2
Biological process (GO): defense response to other organism
Molecular function (GO): ADP binding
Source: RefSeq, a predicted model, not a curated record
CAAAUUGAAAGCCAAAGCACCUCCAAGUUUCAGAGCUAGCUGGAGAGUGCAGGCUGCAGAGUACGCACAAUCUCAUUCUCCUGCUACCGCAAUCCUAAAGAAAAUACAUUCAACCAAAUUUGCAGAAGCUAGUGGGGAGAUCCAAAGGGUCUCAGCAAUGGAGUUGGUGGUGGGGGCUUCGGAGGCCACCAUGAAAUCUCUCCUGAGCAAGCUCGGGGGCCUGCUUGCUCACGAGUAUGCUCUCAUCAGGGCCGUCCGGGGCGACGUCCAGUACAUCAACGACGAGAUGGCGAGCAUGCAGGCCUUCCUGGGCGACCUCAGCAACAGCGCUCCCCAGGGCCACGACCGCCGGAUGAAGGACUGGAUGAAGCAGAUCCGCGAUGUCACCUACGACAUCGAGGAUUGCGUGGACGACUUCGCGCACCGCCUCUCCCACGACCCCGGCGGCGACGUCUGCUGCGCCUUCAUCGUCUCCAAUGUCUACGAGGUUUGGACGUGGCGACCUCGCCGCGACAUCGCUUCCAACAUCGCUCAGCUCAAGGUGCGCGCGGAGCAGAUCGGUGAACGGCGCACCAGAUAUGGCGUCGAGAACCCGAAGAGCAGCGACGCUCAGUCUGUUGGAGCUGCCACUGGAUUCCAGGCUGCCGAUAACCAGCAGAUCGGCCUCGAGCUUGUUGGCACCAAGACUCCGGUGGGAGUGGUCAAGGAAAUGGAGGAGCUGGGGAAGUGGAUGAUGUUGCAACCGGCUCCCCAUGAUCGCGCUGCCUCCUCACCAGAUCCUGCACCGUCCCCAACUGAGGCUGCGAAGGAAGACCAAGGCGUCCUGGCUAUUGUCGGGUUCGGAGGGGUGGGCAAGACUACCAUCGCCUCGGCAUUAUACCAGAACUUUGGCGAUCAGUUUGACUGCCGGGCGAAGGUCACGGUGUCGCAGAGCUCUGACAUAGAAGCGAUAGUACGGAUCAUACUCGAUCAAGUCCAUCCACAAUACAAAAAUAGCAAUGGCCGGACAGGCAGUAGGGGUGGUGGUACCUCUGAGAAAAAUCGCCUCAUGGCCUCCAUUGGCAACCUAUGGGAUACUGUCGUCCCCAAGGGCCACAAGGAAGACGUGCAGCGCGGUGGUAGCACCUCGGAGAUGACACAAGCCCUCAAGAGGCACUUGGAAGGACAAAGCUAUUUGAUCUUAGUUGAUGAUGUAUGGUCUGCAUCUAUGUGGGACAAGAUAAAAAAAUCACUGCCUACAAUUAACAAAGGCAGUAGAAUAAUAGUCACCACACGGUUUCAAGCUGUUGCCAGUGCCUGCAAGAGAAGUAAAGCAGAUCGUAUUCAUAAGGUGGUUGUACUUAGCGAUGAAAAGCCUAGAGAACUAUUCAUGGCCGAAUCGAAAAUGGGCAAUGAAAACCAUAACAAAGUUCCACCCAGACUCUGGGAAAUGUGUGGGGGUCUGCCAUUGGCCAUAGUUACCAUGGCUGGGCACGCCGCCUGCAACCCAAACAGAGAAGAAGAUGAAUGGAAGAAAGUGUGCAGCAGUCUGGUACCAGACUCCAGCAAAGCUCUUGCACAGGACGGAGUCACGAGGAUACUUAGUCACUGUUACAAUGAUAUGCCUGGUGAGAUCAAGACUUGCUCCUUGUAUUUGUGCAUAUUUCCCAAGGGGCGCAAGAUAAGCAGAAAGCGGCUGACAAGGCGGUGGCUGGCAGAAGGAUUCGUUAGUGAAAAGGAUGGGCUGAGCGUGGAGGAUGUCGCGGAGACAUACUUUAACCAUCUUGUAAAGAGAAAGAUCAUACGGGCCGUGGAGCACAGCAGCAAUGGGAAGGUCAAGAGCUACCAAGUUCAUGACAUGGUUCUUGAGUACAUUGUGUCCAAGGCAAGUGAAGAAAACUUCGUCACAGUGGUUGGUGGCCACUGGAUCAUGGCGCCGCCUAGCAACAAAGUUCGCCGUCUAUCCCUCCAAGGCGGUGACUCCAAACACAAGAAGGCAAUGGAGAGCAUGAACUUUUCUCAUGUUCGAUCUUUGACCUUGUUUGGGAGCUUGGCCCAACUGCCUUCCAACUCACUGAAAUUUGGAAUUGUGCAAGUGUUAGACCUUGAAGGUUGCAAGGAUUUCAAAAAGCAACAUGCCAAGGAGAUAUGCAAGAUGCUUCUACUCAAGUACCUCAGCCUCCGAAGGACAGAGAUUGACAAGAUACCCAAAAAGAUAGAAAAACUCCAGUAUCUGGAGACUAUUGACAUAAGGGAGACCAAUGUCAAAGAGCUGCCCAGCAACAUCUGCGUCCUUGAACGACUGGUGAACAUACUUGGUGGGAACAAAAGAACACGGAAGGCACUGAAGCUUCCAGAAGACCUAAAGAAGGAAACAAUGAAAUCCCUGCGCAUAUUGUCAGGUAUCGAGAUCGUUCAAGGAUCUGCGGUUUCUGUGGCGGACCUUCAUCAUCUCACAGAUCUAAGGAAGCUAGCCAUUUACAAGCUCAGUAUCCAGAAGGGGAGUAAGCUUUUCAGUGAUUUAAGCUCCUCAAUCGAGUACCUUGGUGGCUACUCUCUCCACACCCUUAUAAUUGAUGACCAGUCAUCUGAAUUUCUGACAUCACUGAAUGCUCUCUCUUCCCCUCCCAAGUUUCUAAAUGCUCUCGAGCUAUCUGGCAAGUUGAUCGAGCUCCCACAAUGGAUCACAGAACUGGAUGCUCUGACAAAGUUGACUCUCUCGGUGACGGUGCUGGCUACAGAUGCCUUGCAGCGCUUGAGCAAGCUCCAAAAAUUGUUUUCUCUCACGUUUUCGCUUACUUCAGCAAAGCAGGAUCCAGGAAAUACGGCACACUCUGAUAGAGAGAUAAUUGCUCCAGCUAGUGGAUUUGAGGAGCUCAAGCUUCUUCGCUUCUCGGCUCCUUGCGUACCACUGCUUAGCUUUCCAGAUAAGGCAAUGCCGAAGCUGGAGAGGCUUGAGCUGAAGUUCAGCAAUUUGGAGGGAAUGUAUGGCAUCGAAAACCUUGAAGAUCUCAAAGAGGUGCAUCUUAGAGUUCAUGACGAAGCAGGUGAUGUUACCAAGUUUAUGGUAGACGAUAUGGCAUCUGCAGCAAGGAAGGAUGACAAAGGACCCAGAAUAAUUGUUGACCAGUAUCACGAGUGAGUGUCCCCAAAGCCAAUUCACUGGUUUAUUAUUUAUUCUCAGAAAUAUUUUAUUUUAUAUUUAUAUCCUUUGUGCAAGCCGAAGACGAUAUUUGUUUGGUCAGUUUGUAAUAAUAGUGCUUGAGCUUCGUUUGAAUUCAGCGGAUGAGGACUCGCACUUAUAAUGAUUUACACUCUUGAGCAUGUCAAAUAUAUACAUUGUUCUAUCACAUUUUCACUUACAGUAACAUAGAACGAUCCAGACGCUAUGAUAA